CAAUUCACACUCACCGCACCGACACCCUCACACCCACAUGCCACCCUCCAUCUUUAUUACUCCUCAGAUCCACUUCACGAUCUAAAGCCUUCAAACACUAAAUCUGACACAGAUUUUACCAAACAUGGCUCCACUUCAAUCUUGCACAAAGGUACUUUUCUUGCUUGUACUCUUUGCUUUAUUACUUGUACCCCCUUCCUCUUCUCUUCAACCUACCAUUCAGCCUGUUGGUCGGAGAUAUUUGUUGGAUAAUAAGAUUCAAGCCCAAGAUGAUUCUUCUGAUGGGGUUCAACUGUCUGUUAAAAAGAAGCAAAGUACAACUGUUUCUGCAGUUGGUACAACCUCCCAAAGCAAGAACAAGACAAAACUCAUCACACCAAAAACCACUUCAAAUUCCACCAAAAUCCAGAAGCUUGAUCAAAAAACCCUCAUCAAGAAGCUCAAUUCCACCUCAAAACCUUCAAAUCUCACUAAACCCACUUCCAAAACCACAAAUUCUACAAAACCCACUUCCAAAACCACAAAUCUCACCAAACCCACUUCCAAAACCACAAAUUCCACAAAACCCACUUCCAAAAUCACAAAUUCCACAAAACCCAUAUCAAAAACCACAUCACUUUUGACCCAAAAGUCAACAGAUCAGCCUAAAAAAACCAAACCCAUUACAAAAGAACAAAAGUCAACGAAACCAUUCGGUAGUUUGACUUUUACAGAAGACGAUGAAGAAGACGAUUUUGUAUCAGAAUUCAGAGAUCUACCAUUAAGAUUUCAAGAAACACUGAUACCCGAUCUAGAAGUGAUCUCAAAAACCUCAAAAACAUAUCUCAACAAAGCCAACAAACACAUCUACAAAGGAGUAAACCCCAUCGUUGGUAAAAAAUACGCACCAAUAGCCACUUCAUUCAUCUCAUUUUUAUUCAUUUUAAUCCCAUUUCUUCUCGUAUCCCUCAUUUUCAACCGAAUAAAAGCCUAUUUCUCGCUUCAAAAGCUAAUAAUAUUCAUCCAAAUUUACCUAUCAAUCUACUUCUCAAUACUCGCACUCUCCUCACUUGUAACCGGUCUCGAACCGUUGAAGUUUUUCUACGCUACUUCGCAGAACACUUAUGUUUGCCUGCAGCUGUUGCAAACGCUUGCUUAUGUGUUGUACCUUCUGGUGCUUUUGAUGUACAUUGUGUUGGUUUUUUCAACUGACUCGAGUGUUGUUUCGAAACUGUUGGGGCUUGGGCAGACGUUUGUAGGGUUUGCGGUUGGGUUGCAUUACUAUAUGACGGUGUUCCAUAGAGCGGUGCUCCGGCAACCGCCGAGGAGUAGCUGGAAGGUGCAUGGGGUUUAUGCCACGUGUUUUCUUUUCAUUUGUUUGUUGGGUACGGUGGAGAGGAGGAAGAAGGCGUACGUGGUUGAUGGCAGUGAGGAAGAGAAAAAGAAUUAGUUUUUUAUUUUUUUUUUGGUUAUAAAAAUUUAUGUUUUAUGUUGAAGCAAAUUUAUAUAUUUACAUUCAAAAUUGUAAAAUAGUAUGGUUUUGUUUUGAAUAAAUUUAUAAUUAUAAUAUAAUUAUAAAGUAUAAUUUUUUUUGGGA
Molecule: messenger RNA, 1576 nt
Organism: Helianthus annuus (common sunflower)
Lineage: Eukaryota; Viridiplantae; Streptophyta; Magnoliopsida; Asterales; Asteraceae
Exons: 1
Coding region: 125-1429 (434 amino acids)
Source: RefSeq, a predicted model, not a curated record